Pseudozyma flocculosa PF-1 is the source of this 948-nucleotide messenger RNA. RefSeq lists its product as uncharacterized. The record is from RefSeq and is a predicted model, not a curated record. Lineage: Eukaryota; Fungi; Basidiomycota; Ustilaginomycetes; Ustilaginales; Ustilaginaceae. The transcript has a single exon. Bases 1 to 948 code for a protein of 315 amino acids.
AUGGCUUCGACUUUCCCAGGCCUGCCUUUGGAGGUCAUGACGGCCAUCUUUUCGCAGCUGAUCCCCCACGGCGAAGACCAGCAGCUGCGAAGCGCGAAUCGCUUGGCGCUCUACAACCUGUGCCUCGUCUCUCGCCAGGUCCGGGACAUUGCGCUGCCCAUGCUCUACCACCGCGUCGAGCUGCAGUGGGACGACGGGCUCCGCGCCUUCCUCCGCACGAUCUCGGAGACCAAUCACGGCCUCCUCACUCGACAUUUCGACCUGGCCCAUCCCGGCAGUCGUCACAUCCCCCAGUCGCCCGAGCUUGCCCGGCAGAUGGCGGGCCUUCCGCGCACCUUGCCCCACCUCAAGAGCUUUGCAGUGAGGGGCCUCCCCCGCGAUCUGGUGGGCUAUCCCAGGGGGACUAUCCACCUCGCCCGGAACUACCUCUCUGAUGGCUACUCGGCAUGGUGGGAGAGCCUCGAGACGCUGGACCUCUCCUACUCAGUGCUCAGGCCGUUCCUUGGGCCCAAGCUAAACCUGUUUGAAUCCGUCACUCUGAUCGGCAGCAACAUGCCACCACGGGCCCUGACCACGCUCAAUCUGGAGCGAACAGACGUCGACGACGCCACGAUCGAGGCGAUCCUCCUCGACCCGUCGUUUGCCAACCUCAAGUCGCUCAACCUCGCAUCGUGCUCCUUCCUCCGCAACGUCGGGCACCUCCUCCACAAGGCCUUUACCGGACAGGACCCCGCUCCUCUCCCAGACGGCCACGACGACGGGGAGAAGAUGGGGCGCGUCGUCCCGCGCCUGACGUCGCUCGUCCUCAGCCAUACCUACCUCCUCGACACCGACGGCAUCGGCGAGGACUGGGAGACCGAAGAGGACGAAGAAUGGACCGAAGACGACGACGACAUGGAUCAGGAUGCAGGCUCCAGUGAAGACGAGCCGGAAGAGGAUCAUGAAUGA